CCUUGGGGCGACGCGCUCCUGUGGUCCGGCCGGUUGAGCGAAGCCUUGUACCGUCUUCACUUUGUUGUACCGUCUUCACCUGCCCCUCGAGGCCGACAGGCUCCGCUUCCCUCCGUCCGCGAGAUGCUGCUGCUGGCAUUGGGUGGCCGGUGGUCGGCUGCGUGGCGGCCGUCGGGGAAGAGGACCACACCGUGGGCAGCCGCCGCGCUGCAAGGCCCCGGCGCCGCCGUCUCGCGAGCGGCCUCCUGCCGCGGGCCUUCGGGGCUACUCGGCGGCGGGAGCGCGGGGCCGCCGGGUGCAGGGCCGCUUCUCUUGCGUCCCGGGAGAGCACAGAUUCCUAAUUGUUGGAAAGGAUGUUUGCAAUGCAUACAUACACAGCUUGAUAAAUCAGAAGAUGGAAGGCUGAUUUAUACGGGGAAUCUGUCUCGUGCAGUAUUUGGUGUGAAAUGUUUCUCCUAUUCUACAAGUGUGCUCAGCCUUGCAUUUCUGCCAUACCUGUUUGAACAAAGUAAUGUUAUAUUUGGAAGUCUGCCUUUACAGGCGUUAUUUUAUGGCAUCCUAGGGAGCUUUACCGUGAUCACCCCAACACUGCUUCACUUCCUUACAAAAGGCUAUGUCGUUCGGUUGUACCAUGAUCCCACAACGGACACGUAUAAAGCCAUUACUUACAAUGUCCUGCUUUCAGAAAGCAGCACAGUGUUUCACCAGAAUGACGUCAAGAUCCCUAGCAGCACACAUGUGUUUACCACAUUUUAUGCUAAAACAAAAUCCUUGUUAGUUAAUCCAAUGCUCUUUAAAAAUCCUGAAGACUAUGACCAUCUAAUGGGUUAUGACAAACCAUUUACUUUUGAUACAGAGGAAGCUAGUACAAAGAAACAGCUUGAGAAUGAUUAAUGGACCUUGUUGCUUUUAUGUUUGUAACUAUUGUAAUUGUAAUCUAUGUUUCAGUGUAUAAUAACACUGCCUUUUUUAUUAUUAGUGAUUGCUAAAAAUAACUUGAAACUAUUAAACAGCUUCUAAUUCAUUGUCAGAGAAUGAUGUUCCUUUGUAAUAAAAUGUUUUAAAUGUUUAAAAUGUGAAUAUACAG
Molecule: messenger RNA, 1087 nt
Organism: Perognathus longimembris pacificus (Pacific pocket mouse)
Lineage: Eukaryota; Metazoa; Chordata; Mammalia; Rodentia; Heteromyidae
Gene: Tmem70
Product: transmembrane protein 70
Exons: 3
Coding region: 124-894 (256 amino acids)
Biological process (GO): mitochondrial proton-transporting ATP synthase complex assembly
Cellular component (GO): mitochondrial membrane
Source: RefSeq, a predicted model, not a curated record